AUGCCCACCAGCGGCGCCAAGCGACUGAAACCCAGAGCCUUCAUCCCGGUGUCCGCGGCCGCCUGUCUCCUCGUCGGAUCAACUUCUUUGUUUUUCGUCUUCACGUGCCCAUGGCUGGCUGUGACCAUCUCCCCUGCUGUACCGUCAUGUUGCGGUGUCCUCUUUCUUUUCAUGCUGGCCAACUUUACCAUGGCAACCUUCAUGGAUGCAGGUGUAUUCCCAAUAGCUAAUGAAGAUGAGGACAAGGACGAUGACUUCCGCGCUCCGCUGUACAAGAAUGUGGACGUGAAGGGGAUCCAAGUGCGGAUGAAGUGGUGUGCUUCAUGCCACUUUUAUAGACCGCCGCGUUGCUCCCACUGCAGUGUCUGCGAUCACUGUGUGGAGGAUUUCGACCAUCACUGUCCCUGGGUGAACAAUUGCAUUGGAAGACGAAACUACCGCUAUUUCUUUCUGUUUCUGCUGUCGCUAACUGUCCACAUGGUGGGUGUCUUCACCUUCGGCCUCCUGUAUAUCCUGAACCACCUGGAAGACCUGGGAAAGCUGCACUGCACUGUCACAUUGGUGGUAAUAAGUAUAUCAGGGCUAUUCUUUAUACCAGUCCUAGGACUGACUGGUUUCCAUCUGUAUCUGGUAUCCAGAGGACGCACCACUAAUGAGCAGGUAACUGGGAAAUUUCAAGGAGGAAUCAAUCCUUUUACACGAGGCUGCUGUCACAACUUGGAAUAUCUGUUCUGCAGUCCAAUUUCUCCAAAUUAUAUGGGGCGAGAUGGGAAGAAAACGACAGUCCAUGUUCACCCUCCGUUACUGAAACCAGAGACUGACAAACAAACGCCAGUGAAAGUCGGGGACAAUGGCAUUCACAAUCUCCAAAAUAAACAUUCCUCCUCUGGCACUCUUGAAAUGCAACACAUCAACCGGCUGAAUACUCCCCCACCGCUGCCCCCUAAGCCAGACCACAGCCUGCUGAAAGGUCACCUAACAUCCAUAGAUGAAGUUGCACAUCAUAACAAAACUAUAAUUCCCGCAUCAAUUCCAACUGUGCCACAGCUCCGACCUGUCCUGGAGGCCAUAUCCAGAGGGUCAUCUCCCAUUCCCCCAGCACAGCUGGUGAAAACAUCAGAGCAGCAAGGGAAUAAAAGUCCUGACUUCACCACUGAGUUUAAAUGCAGCCCUGGAAGAGUCCGCCAGCAAGACAAUCUGCCCAUGCAGCAGCCCUUCCAGGCCCACACAGUAUCCAACCCACUACAGUUAAACUCCCUUACAUUCAACUCCCGCUCACUCACCCUCAAACAAAGCUACCGCCAUGGCAACAAGUCCCAGCUGCCUGCAACGCAUCCUGAGGGUCUGCUGACCAGUCCCUCUGCCGGCAUGUUCCCUCCCACCAGUGUGUUAGCCAACCGCAACAGCCUCUCCUAUGAUAAUCUCAUCAAACAGGGAGAUGCUCAGUGCUUGGCCCAGAGAGGGAUGCCCCCUGUAAGCUACCAUUCCCACUUUAUGACCCUUGGCUCAGAAGGGUCUGUGGUGCAGAGGCCAGCUCCUCAUACCUAUAGUCCAGUUUUUAUGGGGGUCUCCAGACAGUCCCCCCAGCCCAGAGACCCCUCACCCUCUCUGCAGACAAUCACCACCAGAGAUCCCUCACCUUCCUUACAGGGUCUUGUCCAGAGAGACCCUUCACCCUCUUUUCAAGGGUUGAUGCCAAGAGACUUUACACAACAAGGCAUUACCUCGCGAGACCUCAACCCUCUGGGUCUGACCUUAAGAGAUAUUACUGCAUCAAGCCUGACAGCCCGAGAUCACAACUCAGAGGGUCUGAAUCCUCCUAUGUCUGCUGCUGUGCGCUUUGAUAACCUGUCAAAAACCAUCAUGGUAUCCAUUCAGGAGCGGAGAGAACUGGAAGAGAGGGAGAGGAUGCUACGUCUGCAAGCCAGAUCCCAGGCUCUUUAUGGCCUAGACACAGGGGUCUACGACACCCCUAGCAGGCGAAGUCUACCACCAGACAAUAUCCGACCCUCUGGCUCACGCGGCCCAACCCCUCCUGCCUAUGGAUCUCGGGAAUUCAUGAUGAGCACUGGUCUACUAGGUUAUGGGACUAGGAGCUCGCCCCUCUCCAGUUGCUCUACAUCCUCCCUUAGUCGAGGUUCCAAAACAUGCAGUUCCCCUUUGCGGAGCAGCAGCUUGCAAAACAAGGGCAGGUCUUCCUCUCCAGGAUACUGUCCACCAGACAGACAGACUCAACCUUUCCCAUCUUCAACAUCCACCUUGCCUCGAUUACCCUCACUUUCCGCCUCAUCUGCAGCCUCUUAUACCCCCUAUGGCACCACAAAAAGGUCCUCUCUCAACUACUCCAUAGAGGGGAAAGACCACUCCCCCAUAGGGACUUUGAAAUAAUAUAUGUAUGUAUGUAUGUAUGUAUGUAUGUAUGUAUGUAUGUAUGUAUGUAUGUAUGUAUGUAUAUAUAUAUAUAUAUAUAUAUAUAUAUAUAUACACACACACACACACACACAUAUACAUAUAUUCCAUCUCUCUAAUGCUGUCAGUGACACGUCCAUACAGUGUUAGUCAGUUUUCACAGUUUUCCAACACUUUGUAAAUAAGAAGCCAUUUAGGGUGUUCCUAUUUGGGAGGGUGUGAGAAACAUGCAUUUACUGUGAAAGGAACACAAUUUUUGUGGGUUUUCAUGCAAUAACUUACAAUGGACAAGACUAGUGAUUGAAUGUUGACAGUUGCAAAAUACAUCAUCCAAAAUUGUGAUUCUCAGGACAGCUGUGCUUCCUCUUACUGAAAGAAAUACGAAGAUAUGUGUGAAGAAUAUAGGUGAACGUAUUGUUGGGUUGUAUGGUUUUGAUAUUGCUUUUAUGAAUCUAUGUAAUACCACACCAUUUGUCUGCAGA
Molecule: messenger RNA, 2891 nt
Organism: Lampris incognitus (smalleye Pacific opah)
Lineage: Eukaryota; Metazoa; Chordata; Actinopteri; Lampriformes; Lampridae
Gene: zdhhc8a
Product: zinc finger DHHC-type palmitoyltransferase 8a
Exons: 10
Coding region: 1-2388 (795 amino acids)
Biological process (GO): protein palmitoylation
Molecular function (GO): palmitoyltransferase activity
Source: RefSeq, a predicted model, not a curated record